AUGGAGUGGUCGCCUGAAGAUGAAUCGGCCCUGCCAUCCAACACUGGAGCUUCCGAAGUUGGAAGCAGGGGAGAGCAAGGCGCCCCCCGAUUCCGCAUCCCGGCUCGUGAACUGACCGCUGUCGAGAUACCUGCUGUCGUGGAAAACCUUGACAGAGCUGUCAGGGCAUUCGGCAGAGUCCCUACAUUGGCACACGUGCUCGAUCCUACGAGAACGUCGAUACCUAUCUAUCUACAUCCUGAAAGUCCCUUCUGUAAACCAUUGAUGUCACACAAUGCCGCGUCGCAUAACGUCGUCUUACAGGUUACCGUCCCCAGGAGAACGGGCCGGAGACGGAAAAGAGGCACUCAUGGUCCGUGGGAAGGGGACAUUGACGACGCAGACAUGUCUACGAGCAGCAAUGCAGGGCAAGUCCGUUCUGUGGCCCGGCUGGAUGAACCCAAGGUAUUGAGAAGAAAGCUUCAAGACAACGUGGGAAAGUAUCAAGUUGAUGCAGUCGGCGUCAUCAAGCUCACUCAUCGCUUUCGUGCGUUGGCAGACUUUUACUGGGACAUGAAACGGUCAGACUUUGCUCAGAGAUACGUCGAGCAGGUGCUGCCCGGCGACGUCGAAAAGCUGAGGCAGUUUGCUUUCGAGGGUGGCACAGAUCGCGCUCCCAACGUAGACGUCAUUCCUCCACCCAUCUUCACUCACAUGAGCUUACCUUUCAACUACUUCUACUCACAAAAUCCCUACGUUCGCACCACUGAAGACGGCGACACUUUCAAUCUCACUGCGGUCAAGCAGGUUGGGUACUUUAUCGGCGCCGAAGACCCGGCACCGGAUGGGCCGCAGCUUCCACCAGACAUGGCGGAUUCAAGAAUGCUCGAGGUCGUGGAGCAGUUGCAAGAUGCCUUCAAGAUACGGCCAAUGUGGACGCGAAGGUCGCUCAUGAACCACUUGCAGGGUAAACUCCAGAGCUGGAACGAGCUGAAGAAGUAUCUCAACUACGCGGCAUACCAGUUCAAAGGAGGCCCGUGGAGGGAUAGCGUAGUACCCUACGGCGUGGACCCGAGAACCGACCCCAGAUUCCGAAUCUACCAGACCCUCAUGUUCAAGCUGAAAAAGCACAGACGGACGAUCAAGGAUCAAACAUGGCAGUCAGUCCGCAAAAGUCAAAUGGGCGCCUCAAACACGAUGGCCGACAAGGCGUCCGACAGUCACAUCUUUGACGGACAAACUUAUUCCACCGAUGGAAAAGUGUGGCAAGUUUGCGACAUAAACGAUCCUUUGCUGAGAGAGUUGUUGGAUAAUGCUGCCGUACGUCCCGAGUGUGACGUCAACAACAGCGGGUGGUAUCAUGGAGGACUAUGGGCAAAAGUCAAGGCCAUAAUGAAGACCAAGCUGGUGGGAAUACAGUUUGGAAGGCAGCUUGGAAAAGAGGACUUUGCUUCCACCUUGGAGUGCGGCGAUAUGACGCCUGUCAGAACUGCUUCAAACACGCUUCAUCUGCCGCUGCCGGAUUUGAACCUGACCACUGAAGAGCUGACGAUGCUCCGCGGAAGGGAGCCCUCCAAGAAAAAGAGCAGAGGCUACAAUGUACGAUUCAGAGAUGCGGGGAACGGUGCAGCUGUUGCAGCAGAGCAAUCACCUGCCCCCUUUGGAGGCAGCAGCGUUGUCGGCGCGGACGGGGUGGAUUCUGAAAACGACGAUUCCGGAAGCGAGGGAGAGGAUGAAGAGGAGGAGGAGGAGGGGGGGGAGGAGGGAAUGGAAGCGGACAACAACGAGGCAUACGAGGAUGAUAAUCUGUUCGAUGAGCGAGGAGCAGAGUACGCGUACCGAAGCUAUGAGGAUGUGGCUGACAUGGAUGAUGGGACGGCAAUGAGUAUGGGCCACGUUGCGUAUCCUGAGCUAGAUUGA
Messenger RNA from Ustilaginoidea virens, 1899 nucleotides. RefSeq lists its product as uncharacterized. Lineage: Eukaryota; Fungi; Ascomycota; Sordariomycetes; Hypocreales; Clavicipitaceae. Gene Ontology annotation, cellular component: transcription factor TFIIIC complex. The transcript has 3 exons. Gene Ontology annotation, biological process: transcription initiation at RNA polymerase III promoter. The record is from RefSeq and is a predicted model, not a curated record. Bases 1 to 1899 code for a protein of 632 amino acids.